Messenger RNA from Caenorhabditis remanei, 2775 nucleotides. RefSeq lists its product as uncharacterized. NCBI's taxonomy places the organism in Eukaryota, Metazoa, Nematoda, Chromadorea, Rhabditida, Rhabditidae. Gene Ontology annotation, molecular function: DNA-binding transcription factor activity, RNA polymerase II-specific; RNA polymerase II cis-regulatory region sequence-specific DNA binding. Gene Ontology annotation, biological process: regulation of transcription by RNA polymerase II. The transcript has 13 exons. The coding region runs from base 1 to 2775 and encodes 924 amino acids. The record is from RefSeq and is a predicted model, not a curated record.
AUGAUUCGUCAAAUGACAGUUCCUGUGGAAAUCCUCGAUGUGAAAAUCGACGUUUCGCUUAAGUGCCGUAUGUGUGGAUCAGUUAUAAGAAAACUGACGGUAGAAAAAGAAGCCGCGAGGUGCAAUAAAUGCCAAUCUAAGACUAAAGCAUGUUUAGACAGUUGCAAGAUGAAGGUGAAUGUGAUCCAUUCACAAAACUAUUUCGAAGUUGAAUUGAGUUCACAAACAAUAACUCAGUUUGUAAAAAAUCUAGUCAAAUCCCAAGGAAAAAGUCGGUCUGAAUGGAUGAACAUCAACUACUGGCCGACGUGGAAUAACAAAAAAGUGGACAUGGUACUUCGUCUGAGUGAGACGAAAUGGAGUUGUAUUGGAAUAAUGGAAUUGGAAGAAGAUCUCAAACCAGUGCCGAAUCCACAAAUGCAGGGCACUGACGGAAGGAUUUUCGGACAAAGCGAGGAUAUUGGUUUUGAGGAUAGAGAGGUGAAAGUAGAAGAAGUAGAGGAGCCAGAUGGUGGACUUCGUCAGAUGGAGGAAAACACAAAUGUUCAAGGAGAGGAACAAGCGGAAGGACGGGAGAAAAUACAUGAGAAUGGAAGUGGAAUGAGAGUUGAUGAAGCUGUUGUGAGAAAUAAUCAAAGAAGUAAAGGUGGAGAAAGAGAGCGUCCGGUUUCUCCAAAAAUCGAAGAUGUUGAACUCGAAGAGGACGUGGAGCAUCGACGAAUUCCGGAAGAUUUCGAUGAUGGGGGACUCCGCGGAUAUGAUGAUAUGGACAUGGAUUACGAUGAUAUUGAGGAAGGAGAAGGAAGACAACGGAAUUUUGUAGAUUUUGAUGAUGGAGAUCUCAGUGGUGAAGAUGACAUGGAUAUGGAUUUAGAUUUGGGGACAAGAAUCAGGAAUGUGGAAGACCAUUCAAAUGCAAGUAGAGAAGAGCUCGAAGAAUCCGAUAGCCACGAGGGAGAAGAAAGUUCCGGCGAUGAUUCAGACAGUGAUCAAGAAUCAGAAGGAGACAGUGAAGAUGAGGAAGAAGAGGAAAGCGAUGAGGAGCCAGAACAGAAGCAAACGAAGAGGAGAUCUGUGAAAGCAGUCAUACCCAAGACUGUACACAGGAAUGUUCAAAUGAAGAAGGAGAACACUACGGGACCUCGUAUAUUUUUUUUUGUUAAUCAGAAAAAAGUGCUCAAUGUUGAGUUCAAAAGAAAGGAGUAUCCCAGUAAAGAAGAAUACGAAAGAAUUGCCAAGAAGACAAGCUUAACGGUAGAACAGGUGACAAGGUGGUUUAAACACGAAAGAUAUCUGAUGAAAAAAAGAGGAAUCAUCGAAAAACCAAAAUCAAGAAAACGAUUUGAUGAUAGACAGAUAGCGGCAAUGAAUCGAGCAUUCGAAAGAAACCAACAUCCCAAUAAAAAGCAACGAAAGCCAGUCCUUGCCGAAACAGGACUCACUGACGAUCAACAUCAUUACGUCAUGAUUCGUCAAAUGACAGUUCCGGUGGAAAUCCUCGAUGUGAAAAUCGACGUGUCGCUUAAGUGUCGUACGUGUGGAUCAGUUAUUAGAAAACUGACGGUAGAAAAAGAAGUCGCGAGAUGCAACAAAUGCCAAUCACAGUUGAAAGUUUGUUUAGAAACUUGCAAAAUGAAGGUGAAUGUGAUCCAUUCACAAAACUAUUUCGAAGUUGAAUUGAGUUCACAAACAAUAACUCAGUUUGUUAAAAAUCUAGUCAAAUCCCAAGGAAGAAGUCGGUAUGAAUGGAUGAACAUCAACUACUGGCCAACUUGGAGGAACAAAAAAGUAGAAUUGGUACUUCGUCUGAGUGAGACGAAAUGGAGUUGUAUUGGAAUAAAUGAAUUGGAAGAAGAUCUCAAACCAGUGCCGAAUCCACAAAUGCAGGAAGCUAACGGAUGGAUUUCUGGACGAAGCGAGGAUAUUGAUUUUGAGAAUAGAGAGGUGAAAGUAGAAGAAGUAGAGGAGCCAGAUGGUGGACCUCGUCUGAUGGAGGAAAACACAAAUGUUCAAGGAGAGGAACGAGCGGAAGGACGUGAAAGACAUAAGAAUGGAAAUGACAUGAGAGUUGAUGAAGCUGUUGUAAGAAGUAAUCAGAGAAGACGAAAUGGAGAAAGAGAGCGUCCGGUUUCACCAAAAAUCGAAGAUGUUGAAUUCGAAGAGAACGUGGAGCAUCGACGAAUUCCGGAAGAUUUCGAUGAUGGGGGACUCCGCGGAUAUGAUGAAAUGGAUAUGGAUUAUGAUGAUUUCGCGGCAGGCGAAGGAGAAGGAAGAGAAAGAAAUUUGGGAAACGGUGAUGUCAAUGGUGAAGAUGACAUGGAUAUGGACUUAGAUUUGGGGAGAGAUAAUAGAGAUGAAGAAGAAUUAUCAAAUGAUAGUAGAGAAAAACACGAAGAAUCAGAUAGCGACGAGGGAGAAGAAUGCGAUCCAAGUUCCGGAGAGGAUUCAGACAGCGAGCAAGAAUCAGAAGGAGAUGAUGAAGAUGAGGAAGAAGAAGAAAGCGAUGAGGAGCCAGAACAGAAGCAAACGAAGAGGAGAUCUGCGAAAGCCGUCAUUCCCAAGACUGUACCCAACAAUGUUCGAUCGAAGAACGGUACAAAACCUCAAAGAGAAUUUUUCUCUGUUGAGCAGAAAGAACGACUUAAUGAUGAGUUCAAAAGAAAAGCACAUCACAGUAAAGAACAGUACGAGAGAAUCGCCAAGGAGAUAGGAUUAACUGUAAGACAGGUGACAAGAUGGUUCGACAACCAAAGAUACCGUAAAAAGUUUAAUUGA